GACUUGUCUUCUCGCAUCGGCCGCCACCAACUCCCUCCGAUCCCCCCCACUGCAAGCAACUCCACCGCCGCCGCCGCUAGGGUUUAGCAGUGAAGGGAGGAUCGCCGAUGUCGACGCCUGCGAGGCGCACCAACCGCCGCGGCCCCCCGCCCCCCGGCACCGGCUACGUGCGCCGCGCCCCGGCUCCCGCCCCCGGCCCCGGCCCCGGCCCCGCCGACGCCGCCAAGCCCCUGCGCAAGCCCGUCUUCACUACCAUCGACCAGCUGCGCCCCCAGACGCACGGCCACACCCUCACCGCCCGCGUCCUCGAAGCCCGCACCGUCCUCGAAAAGCACUCCCCGCACAUCGGCCGCACCCGCGUCGCAGAGUGCCUCGUCGGAGACCACACCGGCACCAUCCUCGUCACCGCGCGCAACGACCAGGUUGACCUUGUGAAGCCGAAUACUACAGUGAUCUUCCGCAACGCCAAGAUUGACAUGUUCAAGGGGACCAUGAGGCUGGCAGUGGACAAGUGGGGACGGAUCGAGGUGACUGAUGCUGCUGAUUUCAAGGUGAAGGAAGACAACAACAUGUCGCUGGUGGAGUACGAGCUGGUGGACGUGGCAGAGGAAGAGGAUUGAGUAGAGUCAUAUGACCCUCUGUUGAAUGAAGUCGGGCUGUGGACAUAGAUUUGAGUAAGGCGGCCGUAGUGGUAGGCUCCUUUUUAGUUAUCCUGGUGAUUGGGACUUGUUAGCUUUAAGAUAUGGUUGAAGAAGCAGGUUAAUUAUGUACAGCAGCAGCAGCAAGCACAGCAGCAGCAGCAGGUGGUCUGUCUGGCUGUUGCUUUCUGUCGCGAGGCCUGGUCUAUCUUAAUGCUAUUCUCUCAUUCGGUGUUUAUGAAUCAAUUUCCAUGUUGACAUCUGUUUAAGUUUGUGGUAUGGUGAAGAUGGGUGAUGAUAAUGGAUGCGAUGAUGUUUUGAUA
Molecule: messenger RNA, 961 nt
Organism: Setaria italica (foxtail millet)
Lineage: Eukaryota; Viridiplantae; Streptophyta; Magnoliopsida; Poales; Poaceae
Exons: 2
Coding region: 108-620 (170 amino acids)
Source: RefSeq, a predicted model, not a curated record